AUGGGGUCUGUGAAGUCUUAUCGUACGUUCAUUAUAAUUUUAUUGUCAUUUUUUCUGGUGGAAAUCAAAGGAAAUGUCUCUAAUUGCAAGUAUACAAAUACAUCGAUUUUUGGUUAUGAAGUUUUGCCCGGAAAUGGAUGGGAUAAUCUCCGAAAUGAAGUAAGGGGUCGAGUUGUCCUUCGCAACUACAGUACGUGUCAAAUCACCGAUGAUGGUCGAUACCUGCUACCAGAUGGAGUUUUUGCAAUUCCCUUGAAGUCUAGUCAAGUUGAACUUUACUCCCAACUCAUUGAAAAUUGGAAUAAUUUUACAUCAGAUACGUCUGCAAGUAUCAAUUUAGAUGGUUCAAUCACUAUUGAUGACCUUCCAAUCAACGGGAAAUUCUCAUUUGAAUUUCAGGCAGUAAAGGGUCAUCAAAUAAACGACGAUUCCGUAACAAUGAAAGUAAAAGCAAGGUAUGCUAGAUACUCAGCAAGACUUCAACCAGUGACAUCACUCGAUCCCGCUUUUAUGGAUCGCGUUUCCAGUAUUGCGCAACACAUACAGUUUAACCGAUCUGCCUCCGCCAAAUAUGAAAGUCAGCUUCUAGUGAGAGACUUUGGAACUCAUGUUGUUACAAGUAUAGAUGCUGGUGCAUCCAUCGUAAAGAUCGAUCACAUAAAUAGAAGUUUACUCCAAGACGCUUCAGUUGAUCGUUAUCAGCUAUCGCUAAUCGCGAGUUCCGAUCUUUUUCAUGGCAGUGGAUCAGCAACUGUGAACCCUGAUGCACUUCAGAAGUACUACAGUUCUCUCACGCAUUCAUCAGUCAGCACAUACGGCGGUCCCAUUUACAAACCCGUAAAUUUCAGUGUCAAUGACUGGGUGGAGGGGAUACAAGAUGAGCUGGUAGCCGUAGAUCGAGCUGGAGAUCCACUGCAUUUUCUCAUUCAACCGAAACUUUUCCCAAAUAUUCCCGUUUCGACAGUAUAUGAACUAGCUUCCCACGUUGAUCAAGCAAUCAAGGCCUACUACAAAUACAAUACACAUAAAGGUUGCACAGAUCGUGAUUCAGAAAAUUUCAAUUACUACGCCAACGUCGAUGAUGGAUCCUGCUCACACAACAUUUCAGGACUUGUUUUUGGUGGUAUGUUCCAACAAUGCAAUGAAUCAGGAGACAUUCCAAAUACCUGCCAAAGUUAUGAAAGCAAAAACCCUUUGACUGGUGACUUCACAUGUCCUGAAGGAUUUGACUUAAUACCACUUUUUACUGAUAAGCAAGCAUUUACUCAGGUGAAAAAAGUAUGUUCCAAGUAUAUGGUCUUUUGGUCUAAAUGUCACGAGGAAUCUGUCAGCGGAUUGGCAACAUUUACGUCUUACUGGUGUGCAGCAAAAGGACAAUUUGCAAUUCCAACUGGUUUUCUGUUUGGAGGCGUGUUCUCUGACUCAAUUGUCAAUUCAGUAACUCAACAGAAAACUUGUCCACCAUAUUUCAAUCCCAUUAAAACAGCCAAAGAAUUGAGUGUAUGUGUGACAAAUGAUUUUGAAAACGGAGAAAAAUAUGCCAUGCCAUUUGCCGGAUUCUUUAGCUGUCAGAAUGGAAAUCCACUCACAGGAGGGUUAGAUACAACUGUCAAUACUGUCAAAUCCUGUCCUCCUGGGUACAGCCAGCAUCUUGCCACAACACAAGACGAUUGUGAUUUAAUGUACUGCACAAGACCAAUCAAAAUACCCGCCAGUCCAUAUGUUCCUGUUCACAGUCCUCCUUUCAUGAAACAACCAUUGGAGACGAAUGCAACUUCAGACUUCUUAGUCAGCGAUGAUGGACAGCAAUGGACACAGCUCUACGUUGUGGACCCUGACUUUAACGGAUUCAAUGGAACUGUUUCCGGUUGGAUUGUAAACGAUGGUACAAACUUAAAUAUGGAGUCCCUGCUAGCAAUAAAACAAUCAUCACCAAACGCAGAUACAAAAGUACCCCCUCCCAAAGACUUGCUUGGUAAUGAGGACCCUACAUCAACUAAGGACACAGUUAAUUUUGGAGGUGUGUCUGAAAGGCAUCUUUCCUUCAUCGUCGGAUGUUCUAUUGCGGCUACUCUUUUCUGCGUUCUUUUUACGACGUUUAUGAUUGCCUUUGUCCUCAGAAGCAAACGCAAGAACAACUACCACAGAAUGGUAGAUGGUGAACUACAUUCAGUAAAACACUAG
This is a messenger RNA of Saccostrea echinata, 2184 nucleotides long. Its product is annotated as macrophage-expressed gene 1 protein-like. The record is from RefSeq and is a predicted model, not a curated record. The coding region runs from base 1 to 2184 and encodes 727 amino acids. The transcript has a single exon. NCBI's taxonomy places the organism in Eukaryota, Metazoa, Mollusca, Bivalvia, Ostreida, Ostreidae.